This is a messenger RNA of Porites evermanni, 2341 nucleotides long. The record is from the annotation of a GenBank genome assembly. Lineage: Eukaryota; Metazoa; Cnidaria; Anthozoa; Scleractinia; Poritidae.
AUGAAAUCAUCCGCCUCUAAUGCAGGAACACCAUUCAGUUAUGCUCUUCAAGGAGAGGAUAACGAACUGCUUUUGUUUAAUUACAAGGACUUUGACUUACGUAUUGGUGGUAAAAAGAAGUAAGUUAUAUACAAUUAACGGUGUAUUUCUUUGGAAAAACUCGAGACUAAUAGGAGAGGAUAACGAACUGCUUUUGAUUAACUACGAUAACUUUAAGCUGCUCGUUGGUGGUGAAGAGAAGUAAGUUGUAUACAGUUGGUGUUUUUUCUUGGAAGAACCCGCCUGAGACUUAAGCCAUCCCCUUUACUUACUGUAUUUCUCCUCCUUUAGCGUUGUUCCAACCGACCGACAUUUUUUGACAUUUUCGUCAUAAAACAGGAAUGACGUAAUAAUACCUUUUCUGACUAUAAUUAAUUAUUUUAAUCUGAAAAAUGAGCAUUGUAACAAUAUUUCCAGGCAUAGACGUUAGGGUGAUGUAUCCUUUUAGCUUUUUACAAGGGCCGACCAUUUGACUUUUGAGGGGGGUAUGGGUGAUUUGGUUUGGGUGAGAAUUUUUUUCCCCAAACCCCUGGAUAUAGAAUAUUCUUUCCCGACACACAACAAUGUAAAAUUUUUUUCUCCAACGUUAUUCACCAGGAGAAAUACUUUUUUCAGUGUAGGAUUUUUUUGCCCAGGUGUUUCCUUGCAAGAUUUAUUUUCCUUCGAAAUCAGUAAAACGCUUGGCCCCUGAUACCAUGACAUCGAAAUUCAUAUUUUCCGCCAUAUUGAGUUUGUGUCGAUUUGGUGACAAUUUCUUGUCGUUUACCCACUCCACGUCGAUGAUGCUGGGAUUUCAGGCCUCCUAUUCUCAGACUUCUUUUGAUUUAUUUAGGUCUUUUUAUCCAAACCUCCAGAUCAUACGAAAGGUGAAUUCAAUAAUUGUUUUAUCAUUUAUUCGAAAUAAUUUAUACUUUAAGAAUUAACUAGUAAACGAUUCCGUGUGAAUAGUCCGAGUUUGGGCCGCUCGCCCGACGUCCUCUUCAGUUUCAGAUUUCCGUUUAACCCAGUAAAUCCAGCCAGAGCGUGAAUUCAUUACAUUCAUUCUUUAUUUAUUCAAAACAGUGCUGCCGUCGAAUAAGCAAAAAUUGUUUGAUUGUUUGAUUGUUUGUAUCAGGAUUGGGACAUAGACCUUGAAGAGCAGCUUUUUUUUUCCUUCUAUGCCGAUUUUUUUACCUUUCUAAACAAAACAAGGAAUAGAAAGUUUGCCUAUAUAUUACCGUUUUUUUUUUUUUAAAGCAGUUCCAAAUAAGCGCCACCCUUAAACAAGUCCACCAUAAACACCACGAUGCUCAUUUCUAGUAAAUAGAGUAAAUUCACAGUGAUUCAUUUUCGGGUUUUAGAAAGACUAAUCAGUUAGGGGAAUUCGAAUCAGGAUACCGGGAAAGUUAUGCUUUUGGAAUCUGAAAUCAGGGGAAUUUCCUGGGCUUUGGAAUCCGGAAUACAACUCAAGGAAUCCGGAAUUCAACUAGCGAUUUGAGCCCGGAAUCCAAGUUCCACUGACAUAAAAUCAGGAAUCGAGUGCCUGGACUCUGGAAUCCACGGCGUGGAACCCAAAAUCUUGGACAAACAAAUUGUUAAGAAUUGUGCACUUUCUUAUCCACAGAACCCCAAUCCAUCCUGCGGAUUUUGUGCCACAAUGACCUUACCCCUCCCCCCACCCUGGACAAUGUUGUUCAUUCGCGGUCAGAAAUAAUCUAUAAUUUAAAAUUGCUUUUUUGGGGGGGGGGAGGGGGGAGUAUUUUCAGUUGUCAGUGCUUUCAAGGGCUUUAUCUUGAAACUAGACAUGACAACGUCAAUUUUUCUUAACAUUUUUGUCCAAGAUUGCAGAAUCCUAGACCAACUUGUAUCCCCUGACGUGGGGUGAUACCGGUAUGAUCCAACACUGAUUCCUCUUUUUGCCAACAGGACGAUUGGAGUAUCAGCAAAUGAUGGUAAAUGGCAUGCUAUCUGCGUGACCUGGGACAACAAAAAUGGCACUUAUCAGUUCUUUAAAGAUGGAGCGAUAGAAAAACAAGAGACAGACUUUAUGAAGGGCUACACCAUCAAGGCUGGGGGAACUCUGGUUCUAGGACAAGACCAAGAUAAUGUCGGCGGCGGCUUCGCCAAAACGCAAAGCUUCCGAGGAACCAUGGAUAACGUUAAUGUGUGGUCCUAUGUCUUGCCGAAAAAAGCUAUCAUUGCUUUUUCUAAAUCUUGCUCCUUUGGAAUGGGGAACGUGUACAAAUGGUCGGAUUUCAAAUACGGUGUCAAAGGAAAAACCGCGGUUGAAAUGCCGUCUUCUUGUUCACCGAUCAACAAUUGA